Messenger RNA from Carassius gibelio (silver crucian carp), 7773 nucleotides. Its product is annotated as AT-rich interactive domain-containing protein 4B. The record is from RefSeq and is a predicted model, not a curated record. Gene Ontology annotation, molecular function: transcription cis-regulatory region binding. The coding region runs from base 284 to 4063 and encodes 1259 amino acids. Lineage: Eukaryota; Metazoa; Chordata; Actinopteri; Cypriniformes; Cyprinidae. The transcript is spliced from 24 exons. Gene Ontology annotation, cellular component: nucleus. Gene Ontology annotation, biological process: regulation of transcription by RNA polymerase II.
GCGGACGGGGUGGUUCCACAGUGGGAGGUUUGUGUAUCCUUCAGUCCGUUUGAGAAGCGGAGAGGAUUACCACCGAAAACGAGUGCGAUUGCGGAGCGAUUCUGUCGGAUUCGCAUCCCGACACCUUCCCUAUAUUUUCGGACGACGUUUCCAGCGCUGAUCGUCGAUGAUUUUCCACGAUUCUUCAAUGGAUUACUAAUUUACCAUCUCGAUCUGUCGGAUAUAUCAGCUGAAGAUCUGUAAGUGAGUUCACUCAAGAGGAUCACCGUCACCGUGGACGGAGAUGAAGACACUGGAGGAGCCUCCUUACCUGACCGUCGGCACUGACGUGAGCGCCAAAUACAGAGGGGCCUUCUGUGAGGCCAAGAUCAAGACCGCCAAGAGACUCGUCAAAGCAAAGGUCACCUUCAAACCCAGCUCGUCCACUGCAGAGGUGCACGAUGAACACAUCAGAGGACUGCUGAAGGUGGGCGCUGUGGUGGAAGCCAGGAACCCAGAUGGGGUCUAUCAGGAGGCCACCAUCAACAAACUCACUGAUGCUAGUCUGUACACCGUCGUGUUUAAUGACGGUGAUGAGAAGACCCUCAGGCGCUCGUCUCUCUGCCUGAAAGGAGCGCGACACUUCGCUGAGAGUGAGACGCUCGACAGGCUUCCUCUGACGAACCCCGAACACUUCGGCUCUCCUGUUAUCGGUAAAAAAGGAAACCGCGGAGGCCGACGCUCCAAUCCCAUUCAAGAAGAGGAGUCAUCUUCAUCAUCUAGUGAGGAAGAGGAGGGCGAUCAGCAGCAAAACGAAGAGCUUUAUGGCAAAGUGGUGUGUGUGGAUGGAGUCGUCACGAUUGACAAGAAGAAAUCCACGUGGUAUCCUGCGCUGGUCAUCUCUCCAGACUGUCAUGAAGAUGUGUCACUGAAGAAAGACAACGUUUUUGUUCGCUCCUUCAAAGAUGGAAAAUUUUACACAGUUUUGAGGAAAGACGUUCGAGCGCUGGAUGAAGAGAAAGCUCCUAAAGCGGACGCAGGACUCAAACCAGCGUUAGAUGCAGCGCGGGCUUUCCAGCGUAACGGCACUGUGCCCAGCACCUGGAGGACAGAGGUGAAGGAUGAAAGCUCCAGCAGUGAGGAGGAAGAUGAGGAAGAGGAGGAGGAACAAGAGGAAGAGGCCAGCAGCGAGGAGGAAGAGGAGGAAGUAGAGCCGUUCCCAGAAGAGAAGGACAACUUCCUGCAGCAGCUUUACAAAUUUAUGGAGGACAGAGGAACUCCGAUCAAUAAGCGCCCGGUGCUGGGCUACAGGAAUCUCAAUCUUUUUAAACUCUACCGGCUGGUGCAGAAGCUCGGAGGAUUCGACAAUAUCGAGAGCGGAUCUGUCUGGAAACAGGUGUAUCAGGAUCUGGGCAUCCCCGUGCUCAACUCCGCAGCCGGUUACAACGUCAAGUGUGCCUACAGGAAGUAUCUGUAUGGCUUUGAGGACUUCUGCGCCUCCACGGGGAUCACGUUCCGCAUGGAUCUGCCGUAUAAGACGGCCGAGAAGACCAGCUCAAAGAGCGAGGUGAACGCGGAGGAAACAGCCAUCAGCGGAAACGCUGUCUCUUUAAGCACAUCCAGCGCAGAAGAAGAAGAGAAAGCCCUCAAAGAAGCAGAGACCUCCAGUGUGCAGCAUGUGUCCAAGGAGGAGGAUGCAGAAUCCAUAGCGCCGUGUGAAGAUAAAGAGGACAUCAGCAGCUUACAUGAGGAGGAGGAGGAGGAGGAUAACCACGCUGAUGAAGAGGAGAACGAUUCGAAAGAGGAGGCUGAAGAGUUCAUCCCGACAGCGCAGAGUCCCGUCACUGAGAGCGUGAAGGAGGAACCGUGUGAGGAACACCAUAGCAAAGAUCUGUCAGGGGAUGUCAGCAGUCAGGAGUGGGAGGAAGGGGAGGAGUUUGAGUGUUACCCUCCUGGGAUGAAGGUGCAGGUGAGGUAUGGGCGAGGCCGCAAUCAGAAGACGUACGAAGCCACUGUGAAAGAGUCAGACCUGGAGGGGGGAGAGGUGCUCUACCUGGUGCACUACUGUGGCUGGAACGUCAGGUAUGACGAGUGGAUCAAAGCCGAUAAGAUCGUCAGACCAGCCAAUAAGAACGUCCCUAAAAUAAAGCACCGCAAAAAAAUAAAGAAUAAAGCAGAACGAGAAAGAGACCGAAUAGAGAGAUUGACAGACACAGUGGAUCUUCCUUCACCCAAAAAUCGCUUCAACCGAUUGUCCAAACCAAACUCCGGCAGUGAUGCUUUCUCCACGAAGGAGGAGUAUGGUGAUGAAGGAAGCCAGCAGAUGCCCGUCAAGUCCAUUGAGAUCACAUCCAUUCUCAACGGCCUUCCAGGCUCUGAAAGCUCCACAGACGACAGCGAGCGAGAAGACGAUGGUGACGCUGAUCUCGAUGAAGAGGAUCAUCCAGGAGCACGAGCGAGCCUUCGGAAAGCAGUUCUUCCAGAACGCCCGCUAACGCCACAGCACUGGGAGAGCGGAAGCCCGUCUGAAGCCUUCAAAGCUCCCGCAGACGAGGAGCCGAGCGUCCAGAACAGCCCUGAAACGAGCAAGAGAAAGGUGGAGCUCGAAGGAUCCGGCGGCAGAAGAAAAAAGGCUGGAGGUCAAGGUGAAAGUCCUUUGAAAAGCCCAGGGAAGGGCAGAACUAGAAGCUGCAGAGGAGGCGAUUGGUUGCCAAGUAGUUCGCCCAAAAAGUUAGAAGAACGAGGCCCGGUGGAGGAUAGAGGCGCUCAAUCGUGUAGCAGCUCUGAAGACGAAGCAGAUCCUCCAACAGAACCACAAACCAAGGAAGAGCCAAGAGGAAAUCCCAAAACCAAGGGCUCGCCUUCAAAGAAAUACAACGGAGUGAAGGAUAAAAAUAAAAGCGGGCGUUCGGUAUUCUGGGAUAUCCCAGAGAAAAGAGCCAAAAUAUCCACAGGGAUUGAAGAAAGAUCGCCUGGCUGUCGUACUAAAGGUCAGAAGGACGUGUGGUCCAGUAUCCAAGUCCAGUGGCCCAAGAAGACCCUAAAGGAGCUGUUUUCGGACUCUGAUACCGAGGCGGCCAACUCUCCUCCACCAGCAGUAACGGCUCCGGACGAGCCCUGUGUCGAACCCUCCCGGGACGAGGAGAUCGCCGAGGACAAGCUGCAGGAGCAUCCCAGCAGCGGCACCAACUCGGUCCUCAACACGCCUCCGACUACACCAGAGUCGCCCGCCGUAGGAGAAGGACCCGCCGAGGUCCGAGCGCCGUCGCCGCCCACCAGUCCUCCAGCCGUCUCUUCACCGACAGGAGCUCUGCUGGAGGAGCAGGCGGGGGGGCGCAGCGAGUCCGACAGCAGCACGGUGGAGGUGGAGAGCAUGGGUGGAGAAAUCCAGGAGAUUCCUCAAGAAGACGGGGCAGGUUCCCCUUCCAAGGCUUUCGAUGGAAACCUGUCGUGCAACAGUAACAGCAACUGUAGCCUCACGAUGAGUAACUGCAGCCAGCUGGAGAGCGAGCAGAAAAAUAAAGCCGCAUCCAGUCAGAAGAGGCACAAGGAGUCUCAAGGCGGCGGAGCAUCAAAGAAACACAAGCGCAGUCAUAAAGGCCUGAGCUUACAUCCCAAGAAGAACCGCAAACCAGCCCACAGCAGUGACAGUGAGGACCAGUGUAUGAGCGAGAGCACUGCCAAAUCCCCCACAUCUAAGAGCAGCAGCGAGAUGAAGCGGACGCCCCCCUCAGGCCACAAGUACCACAAACACGGCGAUCCGGAUCACUCCCACGGCCGGGGCAGGUGGAGCUUCCAGAUGUCGGACCUGGAGAAGAUGAGCAGUCUAGAGCGGAUAGCGUUCCUUCAGGAGAAACUGCAGGACAUCAGGAAUCACUACCUCCUGCUCAAAUCUGAGGUGGCCUCCAUCGACAGGAGACGCAAGCGCAUGAAGAAGAAAGAGAGAGAGACAGGUGCAGCGGCGUCCUCGUCCUCAUCCUCACCGUCCUCCAGCUCUCUGACGGCGGCUGUCAUGCUGACGCUGGCCGAGCCCACGGUGUCCAGCGCGCCGCAGACCUCGGGGCUGUCUGUGGAGUGCAGGUGACAGCAGCGGGACGCCGGCGGCGAGCAGCACAGAGCACUUAACCAGCACCCGACCCGCCCCAGAGACACUGACGGACACAGCGACGGGACGAAACCAGAGCCACCAGACAGCAACAAGCACUAUUUUAUAUCGACAACUGUUUCCUUGGCAAGCUAAUUGCACUCAAGUGCACUUUCUUUCUGAGAGUUGUGGGAGGGUCGGGUUUGACAACAGGACAAAGACUAUUUCUAUUUGUUUGUCCGUUCAUUUUACAAACCCAUCGCAUUCACUUUUGACCAUUUAUGAAUAUUUGAUUCUAUCUUUGAAUAUGAAUUCAUCUGCAGUGACUGAAAACUGUAGUUCACCCUCAGAUCCACCGGUCCCGGGCCGUUAAAGAGGCGGCAGAGUUUAGAAACAUGGACUUUCACUGACGGUCAGUCAACGCUGCAGUGCCUUACAGUUUGGGCACCUGUGAGGAAUGCUGGGAAACGCUCAGUGCUGGCUAACCUGUCAUCCAGGGGUAGAUAUGUGUUUCAUAACAGAGCCCAAACUCACAUGAAACUGAAUGUCUGCUUUUCUUUUUAAUCAUAACAGGAAUCAAGAGUCUGUCCAGGUCAUAUUUCACCCUAAAAUUAUUUAUAUACAUAUUAUAUGUAUAUAUAGCAACAACAAAAAAAAUUACUGCAUUUUUAAAAUUUUGAUUAUUUAUUAAAAACAACAUUUAAAAAAUACUGUAUUACAGUAAUGAGAUUUAUGAUAAUUACUGAGAAUUGAAAUGAUUUAGGCAAUUUCAUAACAAAAAAUAACAAACUUUGUUAUGCUUUUGUUAAUAUGAUUUCUUAAAUACUGUAUAAGAGUCCUGAGAAACACCACUGACAAUAAUAAUUAUACAUUUAAUAAAUAAUUGUAUAUAAAUUUCACAAUUAAUAAAAAACAGUGCUCCUAAAAAUAGGUUUCAUUUUUUUAAUUGUGAAAUUUGAAAAUAAUUAGAAUUUUUUUUAAUUAAAAUUAAAAUUUUAAGUUAUUAUUUUAUAUAUUAUAAUUAUAUUUCUAAUUAAUAUUUGUAUUAUUACAUUAUUAUUUUAUUAAAUAUAUAGUAUUUAAAUAUACUGUUAAAGAAGCAACUGAGAAUUAUACAUUUAAUUAAUAUUUCUGUAUAAAUCAUGCAAUAAUAAAAAACAAAAUCUUAAUGGCCCUAAACAUUGGUUUCAUUAUGAAAUAUUUUUUUUGCAUAUUUUUGUUUAAUAAAAUAGAUCAUUAAAAAUGGCAUAUCGCAGUUAUGAGAAUCACAGUUGAAAGUGAUGAGAAUUGAAUAUUUAAAUUGAUUUCACAAUUAAAUUAGUUUAGUUUUAGGGUUAAAUCUGACUUGGAUGUGUUUUGGUUCAGAUCACGCCUUAUGAAUGUUAUAUCCCAAUUUGUCCAUUGUUUUAUUUGUGAUGAUUUCAGAAAGCCUUAUGAACGAUAUGUUGACCAGCCCUUCAUCUUCAUCGUUCUCCGCUCGAUCCUCUGUGUUUGUUCAUGAGCUUGUCUUGUCGAUGGAGAAGCGAGCGAGUCGGAUAAGGGCUAUUGAGCCGCGCGCUCACGUUUGGAGUUUGCGUUCAGUAUCUCUGGAGGUGAAAUGUAUUAUGAUUGUUGACAAUUUGAGAAUUGAUGACUUUUUCUGGCACCCAGGAUUCUAAGUGUAUUUUACUACUGAAAUCUAUCCAGACCCUGUGGGGUUUAAAUGGUUAAUGUGGCAGUAUUCAGAAGUGCAAUGGCAGAUUCAUCUGUGAUCGUGUGCAAUGACAGAUGCCGUUCUGUUCUGUACGUAGCCUUUGUGUGUUUAUGUCUUCCUUGUUUCCAUUUCCCGCCUCUUUCUCCAAUGCCGUGAGUGUAGGCCACUGGGAAACGCUCCGCUGGUUUGGUGGCUUGUGCUUGCAGUGAUGGGUGGACUGUGGGUUAAAGCAGUAAUUCACCUAAAAAUGAAAAUGCUUUCAUGUGCUUCCAAAACCGUUUAAUGAAAUUGACCUGUGAAACACAAACGAUGUUUGUUUUUCCUACAACAUCUGUCGGUCUCUAAAAACGACAUCAUUUCAGUCUGUUUCUCACACAAAUCAAUCCGAGGAAGCUUGUUUCCACCACAAUAUACAAAAAUAAGAGCUAACUGGGACUUGGGUUUUUUCCACGCAAUUUUGAGGAUGUUUACAUUGCAGAUUUAAACUGAAAUUAGAAAUAAACUAAUAAUUCUGAGAAUAAAGUCCAAAUUGCAAAAUGUAAAUUUAGAAUUAGAGAAAAAUACAUCAGAAUUACAAGAUAUAAACUCAGAAUUCUGAGAAAAAAUGAUAGAAUUGUGACGCAAAUUAGAACUUUGAGAAAAAACUCUAAAGUGUGAGAUGACAAAAUAUUUGAAAUAAUAUUUUAAAUCUUUUAAACAGAAAUGGCUUAGUUGCAAGAUGCAAACUCAGUUUUUCAAGGGGGAAAUUUUCUAAAUAGCAAAAUGUAGAAUUCUGAGAAAAAUUAGAGAAUUGUGAACUCAGAAUUUUAAUAAGAGGAAAAAAAUCUAAGUUACAAGAUGCAAACUCUAUUUUCAGGAAAAAAAUAAAAUUGUGAGAAACUGAAUUCUUCAAAAAUACGAGAUGUAAACGCAGAAUUCUGAGAAAAAUGCAUCAGAAAUGCUACAUUUAAACUUCUGAUUUUUAUUAAAAAAAAUUUUACAGAAUUGUGACAAUCUCAAAAUUGUCAGAUGCAAACUCAGAAUUCCACGUAAAGUCAAAAUUGUGAGAUGUAAAUUUAGAAAAAUUAGGAAAACGGCAUAAUUUCAAUAAGCUGAACUCAAAAAGUCAAAAUUGUGACACAAACUCAGAAUUCUAUAAGAAAGACUAAAAAAAAUUAGGAAGGAUCGCUAGAUGUAAUCUUGCAAUAAAAAAAAAAAAAUAGAAAACUUAAAAAUGGAAAGUAUCUUGAUUUAAUAUGACUUCCAAUACAGCGCAACAGCCGCUCCAAGAAAACAAGACAUGAGGAUGAGUCCAUGUUCAUUUGGGGUGAAUAACUGCUUUAAAAGUAAAACCAAGAGAAGCUCUUCCUCUCAUCUCUGAACCCUCGGUGGUUUCAUCCUGCGCCAUCUGACCAGGGAAAGGGUUACGAUGUGAAAAGUGCUGAAGAUCUCCAGAGUUUCCUUUUGUAUAGACUCCCUCUUAUAUCAUAACCUGAAGGUCUGUAGCGUUUGGCACUUGUAUGUAAUUGUAUGCCUUUGUUAUACAUUUGUAUAUUGAGAAGUGUGUUUUGAGUCAAGCUAUUUAAUAUCUUGCACUGUUAAUACCAUGUACGUUUCUGUACAGUUUUACUGUUUUAACUGUAGUGUCUGUGUACAUCCGGAAAGUAGAAGCUUGUUCAUUUUCUUAUCCAUGCCUUUGUGUUUCUUUCUUGCAUAGAGGUUAGUUUUGAUUUCAUACUUUUUUGUUCUCGUCUGUGUAUUUCCGUUAAGACUGUGCUUGUACCAGGUUUUUCUUUUUCUUUUCUUUUUUCUUUUUUAAAUGUGGUAUUUUCCAAUCUGUACAUGAACUGUAAAGUUUUAUGGAUCUUUACAAGUAUGUUCAGAGAUGUUUGUAAAGACGAGAGAGAGAGAAAGAAAGAGUCAAAGCUUAACGGGAAGUUCUAUCAUAUUUAUUAAGCUCAUCAGAAGAUGGACCGUGUGUAAUUUAUUGUACAAAUGUAAGCAGAAAAGCCUUUGAAUUAAAUGCCAUAGUUUGUGA